This is a messenger RNA of Eptesicus fuscus (big brown bat), 756 nucleotides long. Its product is annotated as UL16-binding protein 1-like. Gene Ontology annotation, biological process: positive regulation of T cell mediated cytotoxicity; immune response; antigen processing and presentation of endogenous peptide antigen via MHC class Ib. Bases 49 to 756 code for a protein of 235 amino acids. The transcript is spliced from 4 exons. The record is from RefSeq and is a predicted model, not a curated record. Lineage: Eukaryota; Metazoa; Chordata; Mammalia; Chiroptera; Vespertilionidae. Gene Ontology annotation, cellular component: external side of plasma membrane.
GAGCCGGACCGAACCGCCCGUAGGUCGCCACCUGGGCUUCUAGUCGCGAUGGUGGGCUCUGUGGGACCCAAGUCCAGCCCCGUCUUCCUGCUCGGGUUUCUGCUCUGGGUUCUGCAAUGCUACUGCGCCUGGGCUGCGCCUCUCGGCGACUUCGGUGCUAUCUCUCUUAGCUUUAAUUUCACCAUUACUCCUCAUGGACAACCAUGGUGUAAGAUUCAAGGCCAGAUCAAUGGAAAUGCAUUUCUUGAUUAUAACUGUAAUAGCCAGAAGAAUGCCAAAGAGGCCUGGGAGAGACAGACUACAACUCUAAAAGGCCUGCUGGAAGAGUUCAAAAUGAAACUGCUUGCCAUUAAAACAAAAAUUAUUAAAGUCAUUGAUUCUUUCUCCCUGCAGGGCACCAUAAUGUGUAAGCAGGAAUCCAAUGGACACAUCAGCGUUUCCUGGGAGUUUGGCUUUGAUGGACAUAAAUCUCUCCUCUUUGACACGGAGAACAAAAGCUUCACAGUGUUGCGACCUGAAGGGGAACUGUUAAAGGAGUCAUUGGAGAGUGACAGAGCUAUGAUUGGUGACCUUGUUAGUAUGUCUAAAGACUGUAGAGACUGGCUUCUACAAGUUUCCAGAGCCCAGGGUGAAGUUCUGAGCACAAAAGCUCCAUCAACCACAGCCACAGUUCCAUCCAGCGCCACAACCAUGCCCAUCACUUCCAUCCUUCCUGUGAUCCUCAUCAGCUUGAUCAUAGUCGGUGUCCUCGGCUGA